Molecule: messenger RNA, 8899 nt
Organism: Danio rerio (zebrafish)
Lineage: Eukaryota; Metazoa; Chordata; Actinopteri; Cypriniformes; Danionidae
Source: RefSeq, a predicted model, not a curated record
CUCUCUCUCUCUCUCUGAACUCCAGCCCCUCUCGCGCUCUCUCUAUCAGCCUUUCAUUCCGUCUCAAUAUGUCUCAAGAUGGCGGCCAAUGCGGGAUCGAUGUUUCAAUAUUGGAAACGCUUUGAUUUGCAGCAGCUCCAGAAAGAACUGGAUGCCACCGCCACAGCCCUGGCCAACCGACAGGAUGAGAGCGAGCAGUCCAGGAAAAAACUCAUCGACCAAAGCCGCGAGUUCAAGAAGAAUACUCCAGAGGAUUUGCGUAAACAGAUAGCUCCUUUGCUGAAGGGCUUCCAAGCAGAGAUCGACGCCUUGAGUAAAAGAAGUAAAGAAUCAGAGGCUGCUUUCCUCAGCGUGUACAAGAGAUUAAUCGAUGUCCCAGAUCCCGUCUCGGCACUGGAAGCAGCUCAGCAACUCCAGGUGACGGUUCGGAAGAUGCACGACUUGGAGACCGAAAACCAGAGGCUCAAAGAUACACUACAAGAGUACGAACGUGAAAUUUCAGAGGUUAAAAACCAAGAAGUCACUAUUAAAGCACUUAAAGAGAAGCUGGAGCAGUAUGAGCGUUCUCUGCAGGCCAAGAACACAGAGGAGGCUGUCGAGCCGAACUUGGACUCAUCAGAAAGAGAAGAGAGGCAAAGCAAAGGAGAAAACCUUCCAAACAACUAUGCAGACAAGGAGAGUCAGCCAGAGCAGAGCCAGGAGAGCAGGACAGAAGACUCGGAUGUGAAAACACAGUCCUUACAAACAGCACUUGAAGCAACUCAGGCAGAACUCCACGAACUGAAGACGAAAUAUGAUGAAGAAUCCACAGCAAAGGCCAAUGAGAUUGAAGCGGUGAUGACAGACUUGGAAAGAGCCAAUCAGAGGGCCGAGACGGCAGAGAGGGAGGCCGGGACCCUGAGGGAGCAGCUCACUUCUGCUGGAAAGACCAUGCAAUCAUCCAAUCAGAUCCAGAACGCUCCGGAAAUGGACAAGUCUCUGGAGGCAGAGCUGGGUGCGAAAGAGAGGGAGGUGGAGCGUUUGGCUGAGGACGUUCAGAGACUUCAGGCCAGUCUGGCUCAGCUCAGCGAGACAUCAACCAACCAGAUCAGCCAGCUCGAGCAGCAGCUCAGCUCCAAAGAGGCACUACUAAAGCAACUUGAAGAAAAGCUUCAAGAUCAGUCAGACUACGAGGAGAUCAAACGAGAACUCUGCACCCUGAAAUCAGUGGAGCACAACUCAUCAGAUCAUCACUCUUCAGCGCAGGACUCAUCCAAGCCACUGGAGAUGUUGCUGACAGGGAAAGACCAUAGCCAGCUGUCAGAGAGCGCUUUGAAACGACUGGCCAACAGUGACUUCACUGGAGCAGUGGGCCGUAAACUGAAAGAAACUACAGUGGAAAACCCUCAGCGUCUUCCUGCCACUCCGGUCCCGACCACCCUCCAGGGGUCUCCACCUCCACCCUCCCCUCAGCUGCUGAUGAGGACGGGCACCGCUACCUCCGAAUCCGCUGCCAGUGCCAACGGUACCCACCCUUUCUCCCCCACAGGCAUCGGGCCGGACUUCUUCACCCCCGGCAUGGCCAGCGUGGGCGCCACGUUCCCCCCGCUGGCUGGCAAAAUGGCACUCAACUCUCUUCUUCAGAGGCAGCUCAUGCAAACCAUCUACACCAAAGCCCUCCAGGACCCCUCUCCCAGUUCGGUGCUGUUCGGGCCACCCCAUUACGCUACCACCAACUCCCUCUCCAGCCCCCUGCCGCCCCAGUCGGCAGGCAGCCCGGAGGUUAACGGCAUGGCGCCUUCGCCCAGCCAAUCAGAGGGCGCGGGCAGCACGUCGGAAGGUGAGGAAAUGGAUACAGCGGAGAUUGCCCGACAGGUCAAGGAGCAGCUGAUCAAACACAACAUCGGCCAGCGCGUGUUCGGCCAUUACGUGCUGGGUCUCUCCCAAGGCUCCGUUAGCGAAAUUCUGGCUCGGCCCAAACCUUGGAGCAAGCUAACCAUCCGUGGCAAAGAGCCGUUUCACAAGAUGAAGCACUUCCUGUCCGAUGAGCAGAACAUCCUGGCGCUGAGGAGCAUCCAGGGCAGGCAGAGAGAGAACCCAGGCCAGAACCUGAACAGAGUGUUUCAGGAUGUUCCGAAGCGAAGAGGCGGCUCUGAAGGCUCCACGCGGCCAGGUAACAUCACCACACGGAUCCGCACGCCUGAAACCGGCUCCGAUGAAGCCAUCAAGUCCAUCUUAGAGCAGGCCAAGAGAGAGUUACAAGUGCAGAAAGCAGACGGCGUGGGGGAGAGGCAUCGGCGAUCAGGUUACCACAGAGGGUCGGGCAGCUAUUUCCAAAUAUAUGCACACAGUCUAAGACUUGAAGAAUCUAACAUAGAUCUGAAACCCAUGAGGAUGACUAAGCAAUUCGAGAGCUCUCAGCCUCCGUCCUCCUCCAGCAACUCGGACGAGAACAUUCGCUCCAUCCUCGAGCAGGCUCGCAGGGAGAUGGAGGCGCAGCAGGUGGCACUGGAGCCCGUCUUGAAGGCCAGCUCCAUGGGCCCGACGGACCUCUCGCUCCUGGGCUCCAAACUCCUGGGCUCCCCGCUCUCCACCCUGCCCUACACCCCCAUCACCCAGUCCCUGAAGAAGCCCUCUAGUUCACCGCUGCUGGACUUCCACCAUGGUGGAGUGAAGAAGGAGAUGGGCGAGGUGGCCGUUUCGGAUGUGGGUCUGGACGGAGUGGUGCCCAAGCUGGGCCGUUUGUCUGAGAGCGGUUUGGGUGGUGGCUCGUGGAGGGAGCACUGGUGGAGCACAGGCCUGUCAGAGCGCCGCGGGUCCAGCCAGCCCUCCGUUAGUGAAGACGCACACAGUCAAGAGGACAGCAAAGAGAAGCUCCCUCGGCUGGGCAGCACUGCGCCGGUGGCUCCUGCGUCGUCUCUGGAUUACUGGAAGGACUGGCCGAGCUCAGAAUCGCCGUACUCUCAGAGCUCAGAGCUCAGCCUGCAGAUGCCCAGUGGCAGUGAGACCCCUCAGAGCAGCCCACUGCCUUCCUCCUCGCCCUUACUGUCCCUGCCCAAAGUGGCCAAACCUGUGGUGCCGCCGCUUACGCCAGAGCAAUACGAGUACUACAUGUACCAGGAGGUGGACACUGUCGACCUCACACAGCAGGUCAAAGAAAAACUCGCCAAGAACGGCAUCUGCCAGCGCAUCUUCGGGGAGAAGGUGCUGGGUCUCUCUCAGGGGAGUGUGAGCGACAUGCUCUCUCGACCAAAGCACUGGAGCAAACUCACACAGAAGGGAAGGGAGCCGUUUAUACGCAUGCAGUUAUGGCUGAACGGAGAGCUGGGACAGGCACUGAUGCCAAUGCCUGGACAGACACAAGAAAUCACCCCCAAAACCUCGGCCAGCUGCAGUCCUGCCCCAGAAUCCCCCCUGAGCUCGGCUGAGGAGUCUGUGAAGAGCCAGCAGGAGGAGCAGAUGUGCCGAUCCUCCGUCCAGGAGCCCAGCGAAGCCUCCGAGUCUCAGCCCGGGACGCCGCUGCCGCUGCCUCUGCCGGGACAGGCCGGUCUCAGCAUUCAGGAGAUGGUGGCCAUGUCAGCCGAGCUGGACACGUACGUCAUCACGAAAAAAGUCAAAGAAGUCCUCACUGAUAACAACCUGGGCCAGCGUCUGUUCGGGGAGAGCAUUCUGGGUUUGACGCAGGGCUCAGUGUCUGAUCUGCUGGCUCGACCCAAACCCUGGCACAAGCUCAGCCUGAAGGGUCGCGAGCCGUUCGUGCGCAUGCAGCUGUGGUUGAGCGACCCGCGCAACGUGGAGAAGCUGAUGGACAUGAAGCGCAUGGAGAAGAAAGCCUACAUGAAAAGGCGCCACAGCUCCAUCGGUGAGAGUCAUUCGCUGGAGAGCGGCUUGUCUGCAGCAGACCUGACACAGGGUGCCAGUCCCCAACACCUAUCCCAGCAGCAGCCGCCGCAGCAGAUGCAGCCUCAACAGCAGCAGCCCCAGCUGAAGAAACCCCGGGUGGUUCUGGCUCCGGAAGAGAAGGAAGCUCUGAAGCGGGCCUACCAGCAGAAGCCUUACCCCUCCCCUAAAACCAUUGAGGAGUUAGCGAGUCAGCUCAACCUCAAAACCAGCACCGUCAUCAACUGGUUCCACAACUACAGGUCUCGUAUCCGGCGAGAGCUUUUUAUCGAAGAGAUCCAGGCAGCAGCAGGUGAAGGUGGAUCUCCAUCUGCACGGCCUGGAAAAUCUGGAGGCGAGGGAGAAAACAGCUGCGACGGCACUGAGUCCGACAGCACGGCAGAAGGCCGACCGAGUGGCUCAGAGGAGCGCAAGGGCUUCCUGGAGAGCCCGGGCCUCGGCCACAGAGAAGAAGAUGGCGAGGGCGAGUUUCCUAGUGCCUCGGGCACCAGCCGGCCACGAGGAGGCAUCAUAGACAGCCUGUUCGGCAUCCCCGAGUCCAUAUCCGUCACCAAUGCUGCCACGACCCCCUGCCGAAAUCCAAAGGAUAGCAGUCUACGCAAGAAGAAAGCAGCCAACCUCAACAACAUCAUCCACCGGCUGGAGAAAGCGGCGAACCGAGACGAGCCUCACGAAUGGGAGUUCUGAGACUCCGCCGCCAUCUUGACGUUUUAUUCUCACUUUGUCCCUCACUGAGCUAACCCGGCCAAGCCUGGUGCACACACACCACCGGUCAACCCAAGGGUUUUCCAUUUGCUGUUUCGAAGUGGGCUUUCAGAGACAAGAACAAGAAAAGGAAACGAGUUUUUAGUCUGUUUAUUUUGUGAAGCACUUAACAGCCCUGCUGGCCACAGGACUGUGACACACCAUUGGCUAAUGGUGACGACACAAAACUGAAAAGCACAGGAGAGGGAGCGUUCCCACGAAAUCUUCUCAAGACUGGCGACAGUCACAAAAAACACACUCACACACUAUGAUCUCACAGUGUCUCUAUUUCUAGUAGAGACGUUCUCACCAACUAGCUGAAUAACUGUUACAAUAAUUUAUCAGUUCUCAAGACUCUUGGGAGUUUCCUCUUUUGUAUACCGUACGCUUCGGCCGUGAGCAGAGACUAGGUUUCUAACCAAAACAUUUAAAAGUAAGUGUUGGCUGAAGGAACACGGGUGCACCGUCCCCCACCUGCCUCUCCCUCCCUUCCCCAGAGGAGGCCAUCCAAUGGCUAUGCAACUCUAGUACGCAAUGGAUUCCAGAGUAAUGGAAGCCGCAUUAUUUUCACAGUACGGAAACUUCUCCGAUGCGAGAAGAAAAUCCUUUUUAUAGCAAUUAAGUUGCCACCGAGAGAUUGCACAGUCAGUUGACUCUAAACAGCACUCCUUUCGAUUUUACACGCCAACGGCCUAAAAGAGAGAAAAAAAAUCGAAAAUCACGCAAACGAAAACAAUUGUCAUAAGAAUCCACGUAUCACGCAAAAAUUCAUUUCGUUCUUGUAAGGUCGAUGCAAAUGGGACACGGGAGAUAUUUCGUAACUCGAUAGCUAAGUGUCAAUUUUUCUUCUUUUAUUUAGGUCUCUUGUAAGGGUAGCGCUCCUUUAUUUCUUUUCCAUAGCUUUAAUCACCCCCGCGACUUGCGUUUUAAAGCUCGCGGAGGUCUUGUUUAAUAACAAACGUCAUUUUAGGCCAAAACAAAGACAGAUAGUGAAGAAAAAAAGGAUUUGUACAGUACUUUGAGUAAAUAUUCCUGACGAGAUAUUUUUUAAAGAGAAUGAACAAGCCUGAUUUUUAUCCUCUUAUAAUAGAACCAUACAUCAGAGACCUCUAACCAAGUUGGGCAGUUUGGAAUUACCAUUCUAAUCCAAUAUCCAUGGUGUUAUAAAUUCUAAUUCUAUGGUGUGCACUGUAUGGGCUGGUCCUCAGCACCAGGGUACCGGACGCUCUCGUGCAAACUCGAAACUUCAGGUUUUUCACCAGCUUCUCCACUCAUUGUUCACCCAAGCUUUUCACGGCGUCCACGAGUAUGUUCACCUGUCCUCCGAGACGACUGGAAAAAAAACAAAAAACUUACGAAAUGGACUUUUGUUUUCUUCAUACUGUAAAUGACGGAGGACUUUUCAUCCACAGUUCUUGUUUAACACACAUUUUAAAAAAGAGGAAAAUAUGUCGAUUGUGAAUGAAAAGCUCUUUUAACGUUGGCAACCUGAGGUGAAUCGCAUGCGUCAGACGACGCUGCAAGGACUUGGCACCUCUGUAGAAAUGUUCUUUCUCUCCUGAAUCACCUUUUCGAAACCUGCUCACUUUUCACCUCCGGCCCUUGUGUCAUUGUAUGCAGUUGAUUUAGUGAACGAAAGCGCAGAUCGCCGGUGCCACGCGCUCGUCUGCGUGCGAAACCUUUGAGUGUGCGGGUGUUUGUGUGCGUGUGAUUGUUGACAAGAGUGAUCUAUAUUUGUAUAUUACUACUACUACUCGCCACAGGCAGUGGAAGCAAACACCUCCUCACGUCCCUAAGCUAUUUAGCAGUCCUGCAGCAUAUCACAUAGUACGUUUAAGUUCUUUUUAUUUACGCGCAUAAACUAAUGGUAGAUAUUUUUUUUUUCCGUUUGUUUGUUGGUGUGGUUUGCUUAUUUAUAGAUGCUGUCUUUUACAUAUUGAUGUCUUAUAUUGUUAUACGUGUUCUUUUUUUGUAAUGGAAGGGACUAUAAAAGGUCAGGUUACAUAUUUUUAGACUAAUAGACUGCCGGCAGUAUUGGAUUACAUUUAAAUGAUGUACUUUUGAUACAUGUCUAUUGAUUAAUUCUGAAGAUUAUCUCUUUUUUUUUCCAUAUAUUUUACUCGGUUAGUGAGCUGGAUGAACAGUUUCUACGUUGACAAAGGAAGCAGAAUUCUAUGUAUUGCAUUAAUGAUUUUAAUUAGUACGCAUUUUAGAUGUUUUAACGAGAUGACAAUUCAAGGCGAAUUGCGUUUGGCUGUAUUCACUCUACAAAUGACGCUCUUGAAUUAGGUUUUCAGGUGAUUAACCUGCGAACUUCCUGAGAUUACGUUUAUUAUUAUCGCAAUCAAGCUUAGUUGCUACAAUGAGCCAGUGAACAACUGGUAGUUAACGUCACUGAAAAUUUUAGCUGUCGCUUUGAGCUGCACCUUGAGGAAUUGGACUUUUUUUUUUUGUUCUUUUUAAGUAGGAAUGAAAUUCACUUGAUGUCGUUUGGUUGCGUUAAAAAAAAUUACGCCGACGAAUCUCGAAGAACGCCGUCGGCUUAAAACUACCUUUUGGCCUUUUUUACGCGUGCCAAUGAAUGAUUCAAAUCAAAUUUGUCUCUUUAAGACCUAACGAAAGCACAGAGAGAUACUACGUGUACCAAUCGAAAAAUAUGAACACGUCAGAAGCCCGCGACUGUUUCUCGAACUUUCUCUCCACGUCUAACAUUGGAGUGCCUUCACUGAAAAAAACUGUUCGCUACUAUAAUUGCGUCGUCUUCAUUCCACGUUACUUAAUCGGAAAAAUACCGUGUGUCAGAUCAUAAAACUAAGUUUUUAGCAAUCUCCGCCAGCAAGUUUAUAUUAAUAAGGUCUCAUAUAGUCUCAGGUCAUAACAUUCAGUACUUUUAGGGUGUCUCUAUCGUUUUAUCUGAGAGAAAACAGCUGUCCCAGGAUUCAAGCUUGUAAAACAUACAAAAACUAAAAAAACCAAAGGCAAUUUUCGAUCGGUUAACGCCACAUUUACUCAUCCCAAAUGUGUUUUAAUCAUGUCUAGGCAUUCAUCAUAUGUUUAUAACCAUGUUAUUGUAUUUUAACGGCAAGUUUCCCCUACGCUGGAGGAAGUUCACAGAUGGGAUUCGGCUUGUGGAAACUCUACUAUAGUGUGGACCAAAUUGUCAAAGCAGACAAAUCAGCUUGUAAAGACUCUUUUUUUUUUUUUCUGAUCAUAAACAUGUGAUCUCAAUUGAACACAGAAGAAACACACACACACACUUUUAAGAGCACAUUCAGAUCUGGUCUAUAUUAAGGACACAUUUUUAUGUCCGUCACGUUCUUCUCACUGACUGAAACGUAACUGUACUGUCGAUUUCAUGGCAUGAAAGAAAAAAAAAAACAGACAGAUGUCCAGCACUUUUUUCUCUGCUUUUUGCAAAUAUUUUUCUAUGGAAAGUAUUGCAGAUGACUAAACACAUCAACAAUAACGACUGCACAAAGACAGCACGUUUAUAUGAUUUCUUAAAAAAAAGGACAAAAAAAUCAACAAAAAAAAAUAGAAAAACUAAGCAACAAAAAAAAUAGAUAAAUAAAUAACGAUCAUCAUUAUUGAUAUUACAUUGGUAGUCACGAGUAGCAUUAAUGUAGAUAUUCGUCCGUAGCUUAGUUGGCUAGUGAUGUCAUAAUUGUUACCUCGUUUAUUCCCUCACACUUACAUCACUUCCUGAGACAGUAUGUUCUUUCUUCACCUGAGACAGUAUGUUCUGAACAGCCACAAUUUGUUUCAUCGUAUCCCAGAUGGAGAUCCAUUUACAUUCAUUUCUGUUUGUUUGUUUUGAAAGUUGUGUAGUUGUGUUACAUGUGAGGCGAGCACGACGAUUAUACAUCUGUCUCAGCGAGAGCAACACUUUAGUAUCACCAUUCAUUUCGACCAACAAUCUAUGGAAAUGGGAUGUCUUGAUCAUGACAUGCAGAUCUCUCUCUCUCUCUCUCUUUCUGUUGUUGCUCUGUAUGCUGUAUUAUGGGUAAAAUGAAGCCUUGUAAUGAAAAAUGACAGGCAGCUCCCGACACAAGCUGGUAUCCUAUAGAUUCUCCUUAGGUCUCUCAAAGCUCAGGUAGAACCUCGGUUUAGCACAGUCCUUUUGUCCAUUAGUUUGUUGGUGACACUUUCCCUCUUAACACCUGCUAACGACAGUUGUAUGGUUUAUUUUUCUAUGUGUCAUGGUUUUGAACCACAAGAUGGAGCUGAAUCCUCCAUUUUACCUGAAUAAAGACUCUUCCACUUUGUUCUCUUGAUA